Messenger RNA from Brenthis ino (lesser marbled fritillary), 1701 nucleotides. The record is from the annotation of a GenBank genome assembly. NCBI's taxonomy places the organism in Eukaryota, Metazoa, Arthropoda, Insecta, Lepidoptera, Nymphalidae.
AUGAGAUUUUGCUUAUUGGCAUUAGUUCUUUUCCAAUUUUAUAUUUCGUGUCAAAAUCCAAACGAUCUAGAAUCAAAAAUAAAAUUACCAACUGUCACAAUAGCGGUUUUAGUGCGGAACAAAGCGUAUAUAUUGCCGUACUUCCUCUCUGCAUUGGAUCGACUGGACUAUCCCAAAAAUAGGUUAUAUUUGUGGAUAUACAGUGACUACAACUCAGACCAAUCUAUAGAGGUUCUAAGAGAAUGGAAAACAUUCCGUGAGGCGGAAUAUCAUGGGUUUUAUUUGAAAGCAGACGAAUUAACGCCUACACUUCAUCCGGACGAGAAGAAUGUGAGCAGCUGGACACCCAAGCGACAUAGGCAUAUAAUAAGACUGCGGGAAAAGGCGCUUAAUUUUGCUCGAAGAAAAUGGUCGGACUACUUGUUUAUGUUGGACGCUGAUGUUAUUUUGACGAAUCCGGAUACUUUGAAGUCGUUAAUCUGGCAGAGUGACAGUAUGGUCACUGGUCCGAUGCUAGAAUCUGACAGCCUCUAUUCAAACUUUUGGCAUGAUAUGUCCAAAGACUACACGUACAAACGGACAUCCGACUACCAGUAUAUAGUUACACGCGAUGAGGAAUAUUUGGGUUGCCAUGAAGUGCCAAUGCUGCAUUCAGCUGUGCUGGUGUCGUUGAAACACAAAGAGUCUGAUUAUUUGACCUAUGACCCAUCUAAAGUGGAAAACUAUGACGGUCCCCUAGACGAUACCGUCGCCUUCUGCAUAAACACCAUAAAAAUUGGUUCAAAACUGAAAUUGUGUAACGAAAAACCAUAUGGAUAUAUACCUAUGCCUUCAAUAAACUACUCGACCCGCGAGAAAGACAUACAGAAAUUGGUUAACAUCAAACUGGAGGCGUUGAGCAAAGGGAUUGUAUUCCCACUAGAUCCACUCGUUUCCAAAUAUGUUACCUAUCCGGAACCCUCGAAACUGACCAUGUCAAAAAUUUUCAUGAUUAACUUGGCAAGACGUAGCGAGAGACGUCAUCUCAUGAUGGAAAGCUUCAAGGAAUUGGGCAUGGAUGUUGAAAUAUAUGAAGCUGUGGAUGGAAAGAAGCUGACCAAAGAUGAUAUUGAUAAGUUGGGAAUCCAUAUGAUGCCAGAAUAUUCGGACCCCUUCCAUGCUCGGCCAAUGAAAGCCGGUGAGGUUGGAUGUUUCCUGAGUCAUUAUAAUAUUUGGAAGAAGAUUGUCGAAAAUAAAUAUAACUUAACAAUGAUCAUGGAAGACGAUGUUCACUUUGCGCCGUAUUUUAAAGAGAAAUUGGCUCGUGUUUUAAAGGAGGCUAAAGGAUACAAAUAUGAUUUGUUAUAUUUAGGAAGGAAAAUUAUGUUAGAAAAUGGUGAAACAAGAAUAACAAGUCACACUGUUCGUCCGUUGUAUACAUACUGGACACUCGGCUACAUUCUAACUUACCGGGGUGCUAAGAAACUGUUAGAAGCUAAUCCAUUGAAGAAUCUCCUUCCAGUCGAUGAAUUCUUGCCUAUAAUGUUUGAUACACAUCCAAAUGCUAUAUGGAUAAAGAAAUUUCCCAAACGCCAACUUCGAGCGCUAUCCGCCUAUCCCCUUUUAAUGAAUCCCACCCAUUACACGGGUAUGGACGGAUAUAUAAGUGAUACAGAAGAUUCAAUAAUUAUGAAGAACGCUAAAAAAAAACACAACGAGUUG